AUGUGUUGGAAAGACUACUUCGGGUUUAGCGAUCGACUGCGUUCCAUACAGUCUCUCACCACGAGCUAUCAGCGGACAAACUCUUCAAUCGCAUUUGCAGAUGCUUUAGCCCGUGCAAAGGAAACCGAGGCUGAGGCCUAUGAGACUGCUCUCACCAAAGAAGAAUACGAUUCUCAGUGUCAACGGGCGAUUGAUGUGGCCGAAACAGAAGGCUCUUCAGACUCGGUGAUCACUGAACCAGACCAUGGCCCAAAUGGCAAAGACGAGGCACAUAGCUCACCCGGAGAAGUGAUUGGCGAAUACACCGGUUGUUUCCCUCACUUCGACGGUAUUCACUCUUCCAUAUACAAAUCAAAAAGACCAGAUGGAAAUGCUGUGGCCGUUAAAGUCACCAUUCCCCAUAUGAUGACCGCUCCUCAUGACGCGCACCGCGAGGCACGACUCCUCCGUGAAGCUCACCACCCAAAUGUCAUGGCGCUGACAGAAACAUUUACUCUCGACGGUGGACGAUUUGUGCUGGUCUUCCCAUUCCUCCAGUACAAUUUUGAACAGCUGCUCAGACAGGAUAUGGUCACUGCGUCUCAGUCCAAGUCAAUUCUGCGAGACAUGUUCGUGGCACUUUCCCAUUUACACGAGCUAGGGAUCAUACACCGAGACUUAAAGCCUUCGAAUAUACUGAUGAACUCACCCAACGGACCGGCCUACCUGGCAGACUUCGGCAUCUCCUGGAAAGACGGCCCCCCUGAAAUUCUGUUCGGCUACAGGGCGUACGGACCAUCUCUCGACAUCUGGGCUGCCGGAUGUGUAAUGGCGGAAGCAAUCACAGUUGGCCAUCGGCAGCUAUUUGACUCCGGCCCCGUUGGCAGCGAUCUGUCGUUGAUUUUCUCUAUUUUCAAAUUGAAGGGAACUCCAGACGAAGAACGCUGGCCGGAAGUGACAAACUUGCCAGACUGGGGCAAAGUGGAAUUCCAUGAGUUCCCCAUCCAGGCCUGGGAGGAUCUCUUACCAGGUGCAUCUUCCAACGGGCGCGAUCUAGUCAGCCGUCUUCUGUGCUAUGAGAGUAGCCGAAGACCCUCCGCUGCAGAGGCGCUAAAUCAUCGUUAUUUUGCAUGA
This is a messenger RNA of Penicillium brevicompactum, 1113 nucleotides long. RefSeq names its product putative cell division protein kinase (Ctk1). The transcript has 6 exons. The record is from RefSeq and is a predicted model, not a curated record. Gene Ontology annotation, biological process: protein phosphorylation. Bases 1 to 1113 code for a protein of 370 amino acids. Gene Ontology annotation, cellular component: nucleus; cytoplasm. NCBI's taxonomy places the organism in Eukaryota, Fungi, Ascomycota, Eurotiomycetes, Eurotiales, Aspergillaceae. Gene Ontology annotation, molecular function: ATP binding; cyclin-dependent protein serine/threonine kinase activity.